Messenger RNA from Saccostrea echinata, 5279 nucleotides. Its product is annotated as RNA-binding protein RO60-like. Gene Ontology annotation, cellular component: ribonucleoprotein complex. The transcript is spliced from 2 exons. The coding region runs from base 27 to 1652 and encodes 541 amino acids. NCBI's taxonomy places the organism in Eukaryota, Metazoa, Mollusca, Bivalvia, Ostreida, Ostreidae. The record is from RefSeq and is a predicted model, not a curated record. Gene Ontology annotation, molecular function: RNA binding.
UGGAGAAAUGUGUUUGGAAGUUUCUUAUGUUUGGGGUCAAUGGCAGAAUUAAGAGGCCUUCUGUAGAAAUUCUCAGAAAUGAAGUAGAUGGGGCUAUUGAUAGUUUAAUCCAAAAUGGAAGUGGAAUGACUAUCAUCAGUUUACUGGAUAAAAUAUCUGGCAAGCACUUCAAAUUUUACCCAGUGGCAUAUGCUUUAGCAAAAUGUGCAAGAUGUGCUGACAGACAAGUUUCCAAGCAAGCUUACCUCCUGAUUCAUAAAGUUUGUAAAAUACCAUCUCAUUUAUUCCUUUUCCACUAUUACUGCAAACAUGCUGUAAAUCUCAGAGGCUGGCCUAGGUCUCAUAGAAAGGCUAUAGCAGCCUGGUACACUGAAAACAAAGAUUAUAAGGAAGAUAUGAUUCAGUUUGCAAGACAUGUGACAAAAUAUAAAUGUCGUUAUGGAAUCAGCCAAAGAAAAGUGAUAAAAUCAUGUCAUCCUAAGCCACCAAAUGAGAAAUUUGAUUUUAUUUUUCGAUACGCUACAAAGGGAUUGAAGAAAGCUAAUGAGAAAUACCCACCUCAGUCUUCAGCAGGCAACACUAAAGUGAUGUCAGAUAAAUGUGAAGAUUUUUUGAGAGACUAUGAGACAAUAAGAUCAGGACAUGUCCCAUUGGAUUGUGUGAUUGAUACAAUUAAGAAAUGGAGACUUACGUGGGAGCACAUCCCUCCAAGGUUUUUGAAAAAGGAAGAAAGAUGUGAAGAAUUUAAAGAGAGAUAUAAAGAAGAGUACAAAGAAAUCUGGAGAACCUUAUUGCUUCAUACACAAAUGCCAAUGACAGCAAUUGUGAGAAAUCUUGUGAAAAUGACUAGACUGGGUUUACUUAUACCUAACAGUAAGGAAGAAAAUAUGGUGUGUCAAAAAUUGAAUGAUCCCAUGAUUUUGGAACAGUCAAAUAUACACCCAUUUCAUGUACUUACAGCACUGGCUGCUUACAGAACAGGGCAGACGAAAAGAAAGGGAGAAGAUAUUAAGUGGGCAGUGAGUGAAGGGGUCGUGAAGGCUCUUUUCCAGUCUUUCUUGCACACACAGGCUCUGCCUCCUACAGACAAAAGAUUGCUAUUGGCCAUUGAUAGUGCAAUAGAGAUGAAUGAUUCGGUUGGAAGUUCAUGCCUUCCUAUAAAAGAAGCAGCAGCUGCCUUAGCAUUAGCAGUACAUCAAAAUUCCACCAGUUCUGAAACAGUCACAUUUGGAAAUGUGGCAGCUAAAUUUGAGUUUCAGCCACAUGACCAGAGUGUAUUUGACAUAGAAAGUGCCCUUGAAAGAAUUCACCAAAGGGCUGAAGAUAUUCAAAGAUCCAAUUUUAAUGCUCCUUUUCUCUUUGCCAGGCAGAAUAUUGAGACUUAUGAUGGAAUAGUCUUGCUGACAUCUUUAGUUGACACAGAGGAGGCAGCAACAAUUAGAAGAUCUUUCCAAGAAUACAAAGAACAAAGAAAUUGCAAUGUUAAAGCUGUAGUUAUUACAUAUUGUCACUCUGAGCAUGUUGGGACAGAGGAAGAUUCUGCCAUUUUGGAUGUUGAGGGAGCCGAUGCAUGUGCUGCAAAACAGAUCAUGAGGUUUAUCAGUGAUAAUAAAGAAGGUUUUGAAGAAAUUGAUAUUGACUUGAGAUAUUAAGAUUAUGGAACCAUUGUGUAAAAGCAUACCAAGUCUGCAGCAGUAUUGUGAAGGAGGGAAAGUUUUUGCAUAUCUGUUGCAUAUCUGCUCCUGUUAACAUCCAAUAUUAAGUGUAACAAAGCUCUAGUCUGCAACAGUAUUCUGAAGAUGUAUUUAUAUUUUAGUAUCUAGUGCUGCAUAUGUUGACAUCAGAUAUUUCUGAGAAUGAUAAUGGUGAGUCUGCAACAAUAGUGUGAAGGAGAUGAAAGGUUUUGAUUAUCUGGUGCUGUUGACAUCAAAUAUUAAGGUCAUGUUCAGUGUCACAAUUCUCUAAUAUGUAGCAGUUUCUGAAGUAGUCAUACUGUAGUCAUUACAGUUGUGCCUUUACUUAUAAUGCUAAAAAUAUAUAAAUUUAUGUACGUGCAUGUAAUACUUGUACACAGAAAGGAUCAAGGUACAUUGUAUGUAAUGUGUAAUCACUGGAAUGAAGGAGCCUUUGUUAUAUUUAGUCCAUGGAUUUUCUUUAUCGAUCCAGUUAGUGCCAUAUAAAUUAUACGCAUUAUGGUAAGUGCUCAUCAUCAUAUUGUGCCAGUAUUGCUGCAAAUCAUAUAUGUAAACAGUAUUCAUAUACUGUACAUUGUUUAAAUUUUUUUGCUUUAUUUUAGAUUUUCUACCUCAUUCAUAUAUAUGAGAGAAUGUUCCUCUUUGAUAUUUUCUUUUUCAACCCCACCCUUUCUUGCUAAAAUGUUAAAAAAAAGUUGAUAAAAUUUUGCACUUAUUUGACCUCUUUAAGAUAGAUCUAAUGAGAUCAAACUUCAAAACAAAUUUAAUUGCUGUACUUACCUUUCAAUAUUAUGACCCCAUAUCUGACUUUAAAAUGUGAUGAUCAUGAAAUGUAUAAAUGUGUCUAGGAUGAGCAAAAAAUGAGAAUUGAAAAAAAUACCCCAUUGCUUAGCAACCCCUUUAAAGUCAUCAUAUAUGCAGAACUGAUAUAGAAAAGUUCAUGUGAUUAAUGUAGUUCAGUAUAAUGCCCUUUUGUGAGUAUAUCCCAAUGUAAAUGUUUAGCUUGACCAUGUUGAAGAUUUAGAAGUGUCCAAAAAUUUGAUCAAAAUUUUGCACUUAUUUGACUUUUGACCUCUAUUUCCACUAGUAAUAUCAGUCUUGAGGUAUCUGAAUAGUAAUGUAAUAUCAUUUCAAGAAAUUCCCUACAAAAUGGUGUGCAUUAUGACAAGCUUUCUCUUUGGAUAAAAAAGUUAGAAAUUAAUUUAUAAUGAUAUGUCAAAAGAUCUCCAAAGUUGCUCAAAAUGCACUGGUAGAGAAAGGGUCUAUACUUCCAUUCAUCAUUCUGUGUUUGUAACACUUUAAUCUCCAUUAUCAGAAGAUUGUGUGUUCGAAUCACGGCCACGACUGACCUAAGUUGAUAUAAAAUAGGUAGCAUCUGUUCCUUCGGCACUUUGGAGUGAAAGUUGCUGGUCUUUCAGAUGAAACCUUAAAAACCGAGGCCCCAUGUCACGGUAGGCGAUGGCAUGAUAAAGAACCCUCACUGCUCAAUGGCCCUGAGUGCUGAGUGAAGGUCUAAAUUUGAAGCCCUUCACCAGUAUAUGGUGAGGUCUCAAUAUGAGUGAAAUAUUCUCGAACGGGACGCAAAACAACACACAAUCAAUCAAUCAAUUUCCUUGAUUUAUCUCUAAAUGUCAUUUAUAAGCUUUUGCAAUGAAACUUAUUUCAUAACUCCCUAUGACUCAAGAAGACUCUAUUGAUUUUGAGGUCAAAAAGUCAAUGGUCAAAUAUUUGCAAAAAUGAUUUCUAGAUAAAUUUACAUAUCUCUUAAAGCUUUUGCAAUAAAACUUAAAGUAAUGACUAUCAUAAGACCCAUAUUGAUUUUGAGGCCAAAGGUGAAAGGUCAUUGUCACAAGUUACAAGUCACAAGUUAAUACAUAUCUAUGGAUGAUAUGAAAUGGCAUCCUCACUCAGGGGCCCAGUGUCAACUCAUUGCCAUGGGACUCCUGACAAAUUUAAUUUCUUCAGGUUUUAUUUGGGGUUGCUACUCACAUUGAGAAGCACCAAUCAAAUUGAAGUAGACAGAUGAUAUAAGUAGAAGGAAAUCAGUUGACACCUAAAGUUACGCAUUGUUUAUCACCGAAAGGUUUAACGUGAUUGGUUGAUAGAUAAGAAAAACAUCAAGAUUCACAAUUUUCCUGAAAGACGUCGCUGCCGUAAGAUAUCGGAUGAAAUUUGUCAGGGUUCCCACGUCACCGAGUUGACACAGGACCCCUGACAUUGUGAGGAUGAUCGAUGAAAUGGUUGUGUGAUUCACUUCAAUGCUCAUCAUAGAUAAAACAUGACCUCUCUUGAUUUUGUAAAAGGUUCAAAGGUCAAGGUCACCAACAUAUAUUUUUACAAGUUAUUUAAGAAAUAAUUCCCACGUGUUAAGUAUGAAAGCCCUAGCACCAACUGUUCAAAAGUUAUGGCCAAGGUUAAAGUUGAGUAAAAUUUUUGCAAAACUGGGUCAAAUUCCAAGGUCAAAAGGUCAAAUAUGAUGGUUUCCAAAGAAAGGUCUUGUCACACGGAAUACACAUCUGAAAUAUGAAAGCCAUAGCUCCAACAAAUCAAAAGCUGUGGGCAAGGUUAAAGUUUUUGCGGACAAACAGACAGACGGACAGGGCAAAAAAAACUAUAUGCCCCCGAAUUUGCAAUUACGGGGGCAUAGAAACAAGUUUUUGUGUCACCUGCAGAGCAGAAAGGCACUUGGGUAUCACUUUACCCAACGUAUGUCUUGUACUUCCAUCUGUCUGACACAUAUUAUUUUAUGUCUUAUGAGCCAUAAGGGGUAUAGAUUUAAUAUAGUGCACAUAUAUAUUAGUUUGGCACUAUGGCUUUUAUAAGCCUUUUAUAAAAUAUGAAAGUUAUCCAUCUUGGUACCUUUGAAAUUGGCCUUUGACCUAAUCUUCUUUGCAAAUUAAAAUACUUCAAAUGGCUGAUUUAAAACUUGUUAAUUUUGAGAGGCAGAGGCGUAUAAUUAUGUUAAUGGGCUUAUGACACUGUACUUUGAAACUGAUUGUAUAAUAUACAAUAACCACACAAAUUGAAAUUUAAAUAUAUUAUGAAAAUUCAUAGGGAUCAGUAUACCAAAAUGGAGCGUACUUUAAAUAAAGUUGUAGACUGACAAUUGCAUUAAAGGCGGACUGAGUGAAUCUCUCUCUGGGGGAUUGUUGGGCGAUAAUUAUUUCUAAUAAUUUUGAUUUCAUUAUUCAUUUUAGCUUUGAGGGAUGGGAAAUCAUAUUUUUAUUGCAUUGUCACAUUUCAUAAAAUAAUUGCCAUUCUAUCAAAGUCUCUCUAUCCUUGGAUGUUUUUUUUUUAAAUUGUAGUAGGAAAUAAAUAGCUGCAUGACCAGUAAUUAUUUUAUUUAUGUCUUUCAUGAUGCUAUAAAGCAGGCAACACAUGCAUUCCUUGGAACACUCUUGUUAUUAUAGGCAUAUAUUACCCCGGUAUAUUAUUUUCUUUUUUAUUUGCUGAAAAAAUGAUUGAAACAGAUAUUUACCCAGACUCAUGUGAUUAUAUACCAUUUGUCUUUCAUAAAUUGUCAUGCUAAUUGCUUCAACAGUUAUGUAAUAUACAUUGUUUAAUAAAAUCUUUUCUUUCUCCGAA